UCCCAGCGGAAACGUGGAAGAGGAAAACCUGAGGCGAACUGAAAAAGCAGCAGCAGCAGCGAGCAAGAAGCAGAAGCACAAGCAGCAAAAAAGGUUCGCAACCCGUUUAAACGAAAACGAAAAAAAAACCUAACCCGUUUACCCAAAAAAAAAAAGAAAAUCCAAAACCAGUGCUUUCGAAAUCCAAAAUUUUGGGAAACCAAGAAAAAAGUGCAAAAAUCGUGUGGCAAAUUCCUUUUUUUUCGCGCAAGCUGAAAAAAAGAGCCGUUAUGCGAGCGAGCGAGCUCACGAAAAAUUUCGCUGUACACCAAAUGUUUUCCCAACAGAACCGCUGCUGCGUGAAAAUUUCAUUUUCAUUUUCUCGCCAAAAGCGGAAAAACUCGCCGCGAGUGCAGUGAAAAGGCCCCUGUGAAAGAUAUAUAAUUCCGGGAAAAUGGUGGGCCAGUGAAAAGUAAAAGUGUAAGCAUAUCGAUGAAGGAAAAAAAAAGAAAGAGCAACGUAAAACACUACACUCUCCCACACACACGCAAACACACCUACACAUGACAGCCCACCCACCCACAUGCUGAUGCAUAUAUGUAUGUACAAUAUGCAAAUGCGGGUAAUCACUCUAAUACCGAGGCAAAGCGAAAGGCUGAAUGAAACCGAAAUUAUAGAAAAAUGCAUAAAUAAAAUCGGAGAAUUCAAUUGCAUUUAAGCAUAAAACGGCGCGCACACACGCACACACACACACACUCGCAGGGAAGCAUAUAAAAAGAGCGAGAGGCAAUCGUCCGAGGGGCAGCCACAGCAUGCCGUACGAGUCGAUGCACCAUCAUCAGUCGGCGGCCGCUGCCGUGGCCGCUGGCAGCGCCCCCAACGGAAUGCUGGACGCCCUCAGCCUGCAGCUGCGCGACGCGGAGAUGCGGCGCACGGAGAUCGAGCGGGCGCAUCAGGAAACCCUGGCACAAAUACGCAAUCUAAGCGGAAGCGCACGUCCCGAUGCCGAGGCGGUGGAGAAUCUGCAGUCGAGAGCCCGGGAACUGGAAAAGAAGGUUGCGCUAGAAAAUGUGCGCUGCGAGGAGUUGCAAAUCGAACUGACCUCGGCGCUGAAGGCCAAACAGGCGUCCCGCUCGGUCUGCUCCGGAAUGGGCAGCAUGUCCUCCGGGGCCAUGUCCUCCGCCACCAUUCCUACAUCGGCCAGCAGCUCCACCGUCACUUGGGCACCGACAAUCAGCCACCAGGACCAAGGCUCCGAGAUCGAUAUCAUAAUGGCAAAGAUUGAGCAGGAUAAUCGCGUGCUGGCCGAGCUGGAGCAGCCUCGCACCUCGGCCAGCGCCAGCAUGUCAGCAUUGCCGCCCAGUUCCAUGAUGAGCACGGUAAAUAGCGAAUUUAGAACCAUAUCAAAGAGUGAACUCGAAGAAGAACUGAACCGUUACAAAAGGGCCGUUCUUGGCGGAGGAGGAGGAGGAGGUGGAGGCGAAAGGGGCGGUGGCAUUUCGGCCCUCUCCUCCGGCUACUCCAGCCUCCCGCAGUCGCUGGCCAACGGAGGCGGAGGCGGAAGCGGAGGGGGCGGGGCCAGCACCAGCCUGAGCGGCACCAGCCUUGGCUCGCACAGCGCAGCCGCCGCUGCUGCUGCCGUGGCCGCCGCCUCGGGAGGAGGAUCGGGAUGCGGGAUCGGUCCUGGAGGCGGAGGCGGAGGCGGUGGCCUAUCAUCCAUAUCGGCCCUGGUGCCCAACUCAAUCAGCGGCAUAUCCUCGAGUCUGAGCAGCCAUGCCAUUCAAUCCAUGCAGUAUGGCGCCGGACAGACGUCCGUGGAGAAGCUCCUGAGCGGAACUAGUGGAAUCACUGGCAUUCCACCCCUGCCGGUAAAUAUUCACACGAUGAAGGCUAUGCCGACGGCAUUAAGUCAGCGCGGAACAAUACAGCUGUACAAUUUGCAGAGCACAACCAUGCCCCUCCUGUCACUCAACUCGCAUAACCUGCCGCCCGCCGGCUCGUCGAGCUACUCGGGAUUGGGCGUCGGUGGCGGUGGCUCCUCGCUGACGCAUCCCUCGAUGGCCAAUCUGGGCAUCCUGGACACUGGUGCCCUCCUGGGAGUGAGUGCCGCCGGCCUGGGAGGAUUGGGUGGCAUGGGACCCGGUGGCGGUGGCAUCACCGGAGCCACCUCACUAUACGGAUUGAGCGGCGGCGGCGGAGGCGGAGGAGCCGGUGGUCUGGGCAGCUCCUAUGGUCCACCCUUCCUGGACGUCGCCUCGAGCGCCUCGUACCCGUUCACCGCCGCCGCCCUGCGACAGGCGUCCAAGAUGAAGAUGCUGGACGAGAUCGAUAUACCGUUGACACGGUACAACCGCAGCUCGCCCUGCUCGCCCAUCCCGCCCAGCAAUUGGGGACUGGACGAGUUCACCGACGGCCUCAGCGUCUCCAUGAUGCACAACCGCGGCGGCCUGGCACUGGGUGCCCUGGAUCUGGACACUCGCAAUCACGGGCUGAAUGGAGCCAGCGAACCGCAGGUGGAUAUGCUCGAUAUUCCCGGCAAGGGACGCUGCUGUGUGUUCAUAGCCCGUUUUCCUUACGAUCCUCCAGAUGUUCAUAAUGAAUUCCUUUCCAUGCCUUGCAGGGAGGCUGAGGGCGAGCUCUCCCUGUGCGCCGGCGACUAUCUGCUGGUGUGGACCAGCGGGGAGCCCCAAGGAGGCUACUUGGAUGCCGAACUCCUAGACGGGCGACGCGGCCUGGUUCCAGCCUCCUUUGUGCAGCGUUUAGUGGGCGACGACCUCCUGGAGUUCCACCAGGCGGUGCUGUCGACGCUGCGCGAUGCCGAAGAUGGUUCGAUGCAGUGCGACACCACAUCGCUGCCCUCCUUGCCGCCGCACAACCCAUUGCUCACACACACCCACGAGGAUCUGGCCCGUUUGAGUGAGACGCACACCGAUCUGGAGCACGACCAGGACGACAUCAGCGACAAUGUUCCAGCACCCAAGCACUUGACGCUGGAACGGCAGCUGAACAAGAGCGUGCUCAUUGGCUGGUCGCCGCCGGAGCCAGUGGGCUACAACCUCAUCGACAGCUACCACGUCUACGUGGACGGCGUGCUCAAGGUCACCGUGAAGGCCAACGAACGCACACGCGCCCUAAUCGAGGGCGUCGACUCCACGCGGCCGCACCGCAUCAGCGUGCGGAGCGUGACCCAGAACCGGCAGACCUCUAGGGAUGCCGCCUGCACGAUGAUCAUCGGGCGGGACACCGCCCACCUGGGCCCCUCGGCGGUGCGCGCCUCGCACAUAACGUGUUCCUCGGCGGUCAUCUCGUGGCUGCCGGCCAACUCGAACCACCAGCACGUGGUGUGUGUGAACAAUGUGGAGGUGCGCACCGUCAAGCCGGGCAUGUACAGGCACACGAUCACGGGCUUGGCGCCGAGCACCCAGUACCGGGUGACCGUGCGGGCCAAGCACCUGCGGGCCGUGGGCCAACAUGCCUCGAAUCCGAUGGGCCAGACAGGAGUCACCGGGCGGCCGGGUCAGGAGGAGGCGCCCGGAGCGUAUGCCGACUUCCGCACUUUGACCAAGGGACUGCCCGAUCCGCCGCAGGAGAUCCAGCUGGAGGCCGGCCCGCAGGACGGUACCAUUCUGGUGACAUGGCAGCCGGUUAACAGGCCCACCUCGACGGGGCCUGUAACCGGCUAUGCUGUGUACGCCGAUGGUAAGAAGGUCACCGACAUCAACUCGCCUACUGGGGAUCACGCCCUCAUCGAUAUCGGCAAGCUGGGCGUCUUCAAUCCGCGCGCCGUCACCAUCCGCACCAAAUCGAGGGACUCCCAGUCGGCGGACAGUGCGCCCAUCUUGAUACCAAAUACCGUGCGCAAUGCCGUCGCCCGAAGGGUUCCCAACCAGAUGGGCAUGGGUCCGCAGUUGCCCCAAGGACCUCACGGGAUGCAGCAGCAGAUGGGUGGGAUGCCGGGGCAGCCGGGUCAACCGGGUCAGCACAUGAUGGGUCAGCAGGACCAUGGGCAGUACGAUCCCAACCAGAUGCAGCAGCAGCAGCAGCAGGGAAUGCAGCCUCAGCCUGGUCAGCCGGGUCACCAGCCCGACGGAGGCUCCGGAUUGUUAGGUGGCCUGCUCGGUGGCCUCUUCUCGAAACCCACACAGACUCAAGUGAACCAGAAUGGCUACAAUCAACCAGGGCAACCGGGAACGCAAAGGGGCAUGGUUCCGAUUCCGGGAAGGGCCCAGGGACCCCAGCAGCAGCAGCAGCAGCAACCCUACGGCCAACAGGGUCCCAUGGGAGGACCACGCUUUCGAGGACCAGUUCCUGGCCAGCUAAACAUGCAGGGCCAGCAGAUGCAGGGUCAAAUGCAAGGGCAGAUGCAGGGUCAGAUGCAGGGUCAAAUGCCUGGUCAGAUGCCUGGUCAAAUGCCGGGUCAAAUGCCUGGACAAAUGCCUGGUCAAAUGCCUGGUCAGAUGCCGGGUCAAAUGCCUGGUCAAAUGCCUGGACAAAUGCCUGGUCAAAUGCCCGGUCAAAUGCCCGGUCAAAUGCCUGGUCAAAUGCCUGGCCAGAUGAUGGGACCACGAGGACCGCUCAACCAACAGCAGGGUCAGAUGAUGCCCGGCCAGCAGCCGGGACAGCCAGGACAACUAGGACAGCCGGGACAGGCGGGUCAGCCCGGACAACCGGGACAGAUGCCCGGGGCCCAGAAGAAACCCCGCUACUUUGUGGCCAUGUUCGACUACGACCCCUCGACGAUGAGUCCCAAUCCCGAUGGCUGCGACGAAGAGCUGCCCUUCCAGGAGGGCGACACGAUCAAGGUAUUUGGUGAUAAGGAUGCGGAUGGCUUCUACUGGGGCGAACUGCGUGGUCGCCGUGGCUAUGUGCCGCACAACAUGGUCUCCGAGGUGGAGGACACCACUGCCUCGAUGACGGCCGGUGGCCAGAUGCCCGGUCAAAUGGGCCAAGGUCAAGGUCAAGUGGGCGUCGGCGUAGGCGGCACUGCCCAGGUGAUGCCCGGCCAGGGAGCUCCGCAGCAAAGUAUGCGCAAUGUCAGUCGCGAUCGGUGGGGCGACAUCUAUGCCAAUAUGCCGGUGAAGCGGAUGAUCGCGCUCUACGACUACGAUCCCCAGGAGUUGAGUCCCAAUGUGGAUGCCGAGCAGGUGGAAUUGUGUUUCAAGACGGGCGAAAUCAUACUCGUUUACGGUGAUAUGGAUGAAGACGGUUUCUACAUGGGCGAGCUGGACGGCGUGAGGGGCCUGGUGCCGUCGAACUUCCUGGCGGACGCGCCCGACCAGUACAACAACCAGAUGGGGCCGGGCGGAGUGGCCGGCAGAGGCGGGCUGAGCCAGAGGGGCAGGGGUCAGGGGCCAGGAGCGAGGGGUCCGCCGCCCCCGCCACGCGACAACAUGAUGCCCGGAAUGGGCGGGCGCGGCCAGCCGGGCAAAAAUGCUCGCCCUGCUUCCCCUACACUGUUAGACAACACGGGCCAUCCUGCCCCCGAUCACCAAACGCAGGGGAUGAUCGGUCGCGUUGGUAAUGUCGGCCUGCAGCAGCAACAGCAGCAGCAGCAGCAGCAACUCCAACAGCAGCAGCAAUAUGGUCAGCAGCAGCAGCAGCAGCAGCAGCAACAGCAGCAAAUGGGACAACCUGGAAUGAUGGGUCAGCAGCAGCAGCAGCCGACGAUGGGUCAGCAGAUGGGACAGAUGGGUCAAAUGGGACAGAUGGGUCAGCAGAUGGGUCAGCAGCAGAUGGGUCAGCAGCAGCCGCCGGUGACGACACAGGCCCCAACGGGCGGACUCUUCUCCGGCGCAACUAGCCUGCUCUCUGGUGCUACGUCGGCUGCCACCGGUGGUCUAUUUGGGUCGAAGCAACCGCCCAAGACGGAUCCAAUGCAACCACAAGGUGGUGUGCAGCCAGUGCAGCAACAAGCAAACGCCUUCGGUGCCCAGCAGCCGGGAAUGCAGGGAGUGCAGGGAAUGCAGGGGGUGGGGAUGCAGCAGCAGCAGGGGAUGCAGCAGCCCGGAAUGCAGCAGCAACCCGGCAUGCAACCCGGCAUGCAACCCGGAAUGCAACAGCAGCAACAACAAGUGCCACCGCAAGCCCAGGCUCCGCCUCAAGGACCGGGCGCCGGUCUGCUCGGCGGGCUCAAGGGCAUCGCUGCGGCGGCGCCCGGCGGCGAUGUCCUAUCGAAAGGCAAAGAUCUAUUCGGAAAAUUCGGGUUCGGCUUUGGCAAAUAACCCCGGUCAUUCUAUAGGGUCCUGUUAUAUUAUUCGUAGAUUAGACUUAUUAUUACUAUUAUGAUUAUGAUUAUUGCUAUUGAUUACGAUUACUAAGCUAAUAUAUAUAUAAAAAACCAGAAACCAAAAAAAAACACAGAUGACAGACAAACCAAGAAAUGCUAAAGUUAAAAAAAGGAAAGCCCAUUUUGAAACCCGGUCCGCUGUGUUGUUGUUGUUGUUGAAUAUGAUAUGAUAUGAUAUGACUAAUAGUACUAAUGGUAAUAUUUUUUAUUAAUUAAAUUGAUAGAAAUAUUAUGAGUGACCGACACAACAGCAGCAGCAACGGCCUCACAGUUGGAACCGAGAGAAAAGCCCAGAUAAAUUGUUGUAAAAUUAUUUAACAAAUUGCCUGCCGGUUUAGGUGACUGCAACUCGAUAAAGACAAAGAUUCCACUAACACUAGCCCCAUUAACAAAAAAAAAGGAUAAAGCUCUAUAAUACCAGACUCACACAUACAGACACAUAGAUACUGAACACACACAUAUAUUAUACAAGAAUACAAAUACAAAAUACAAGUAAGGGAGGAGAAAUAUAUUAUAUACAUACAUUAUAUUUACAAUUAUUUGUUAACGCACAUUGUUAAAUUUGCUACUGUUGCUGACCAGUUUAUAAAUAAAAACCAAAAAUGAAGGAGAAAAGAAGGAGGAAAGAGAAGAGAAGAUAAAGCAAACACAUAAGGUAAACUAAACCAAACAUAAACAUACAUAUAUUAUAUGUAUAUAUUUAAAGUAUAUUGAAAACUAAAUUGAGAUACACUAAAAUUACAUUUAUAAAUCAAAAAAACACAACCGAAUGUUGAGCAAUGUCAGACAGGCGGAUGAAAGAUACAUACAUUAAAGUAAAUAAAUAAAUCGAUAUGGUACAUAUUUACAUAUAUUCGCAUAUACUAAAUACGAUUUCGCAUUCAAGCCAACCUCCAAUCGGGCGCAUUUCCAAGACAAGGCGACCUUGACUUCCAGUCCAGCACAAGAAGAUAUGACAUUCUAAAUCCCAAAACCACCAUCCCAGCCCCCUUCUUUCCAAUCCAGUGAUAAUCGAAGCCAAAUCUGAAGAGCCCCCAUCCCAAAAAACAACCCAUCCUUCGACUGCUCGACUCAAGAACUUCUAUUCUACGCCCCACUUUUUCAGUGUUUGAUGUCCAUAGAAGCCAUAUGCGAUAAAUAUCAGUGUAACUUAAAGCAAACCAAAGACCAAGAGAGAUCUACUCCUACAUACAUAUAAUGGGAUUCCCAAAUGGCAAAUACAAAAUAUAAUGUACUAAGCACAAGAUAAAAGAUCGUAGCAUUAGACGACCCAGGAGACAUGUUCACUAAAUUCAAAGCAAGGAGACGUUUUUCACACCUUCUCUAGCAACUUAAGCCGCCCCCUGCUAUCUACUUCCUAUCGCUGUCCAAAGACACCCUACCCAACUAUCUUUCGAUCGUUAUUUUAAUACUACCAAUUACCAACUAUCAAUUACCAAUUACCAACUACCAAUUACCGAUAGUUAUACGCCGCAUACGACUACUUCUGUUCCUCGCUCUCUCUCUCGGGGAACUUUGCUUUUAUCUCUGGUUAUCUCCGGUUUUGAGAACGGAACAGAAGCAAAACAGUCAAGUGUUUCCUAAUGUUUGAAAAUUGCUUUCACUCAGCCCUCAGAAAAAAAAAACAAAAAACACUCAGCAUACACAAAAACAAAUACAUCGCGUACCUCUUGCUUUACGAAAAUACAAACAUUCAAGAAAUGGAAAGUAUAAAAAUAAAAUAUAUUAAUGACAAAAUUUACCAAACAAAUAUAUUAAACAAGGCAUAUUUAAAGAGCGCAUAGAGUUGCAUAUGUACAUGUGCUUGGCCGGCAAAAACAAGAAUAAUUGUGAGCGAACGAUUACUUUAGACACACACUUACAUAGAUACACUGCAACAAGAAACCGAACACUGUAAAUUGUAAACUGGCAAAUAAGUAGACGGGGCAGGGAUAGUAGAGAUGAGAUGAGGUGAACUUACCGAAUUCGAAACGAGCGUUAACUUUUCCCACGUAAAUGAUUUAAAUCUUACAAUCAAGUCACUGUAUUAUUCAGCCACAUCGGAUAGACAAUUACAAUCUACAAGCCUGACUUCGGCCUCCACCGAAGCCGCAAAGUUCCCGUUUCCGGUUUAGAUAUAUCUCGUUUCCGGUUUACGGGGACAGACCGGAAAUACACACAGAAAGCAGACACAGAAACACACUAACACACAACUCUAUAAUCAUUUACUAGACACACACCUAUACAAGUAUACAACAGUUUAUUUCCUCGGAAACAAAGCGAACAAUAUAGAAUAAUUGAAAUUAAAAUCCCAUAAAAAAACAAACAAAAUAACACACUGGCAAAAACAAUGAUAAUGGCAAAGAGUACUAUGCAAUAUGAAAAUGGAUAAAAAAGAAAACAAAUGAAAACCAACUAAAUUGUUAUACUGUAUUAUUAUACUUUUUCUAUAAAUUAUAAUUUCCUUAUUGAACGAGAAAAGCGAAAAAAAAUAAUAAUUAAACAACAAUUUCAAAGAAAAAAGAACCGGCAUUUCAAUUACUUUAAUUAGUAGCGG
Drosophila takahashii is the source of this 8801-nucleotide messenger RNA. RefSeq names its product RIM-binding protein (gene Rbp). Lineage: Eukaryota; Metazoa; Arthropoda; Insecta; Diptera; Drosophilidae. The record is from RefSeq and is a predicted model, not a curated record. Gene Ontology annotation, biological process: neuromuscular synaptic transmission. Gene Ontology annotation, molecular function: protein binding.